This is a messenger RNA of Pelobates cultripes (western spadefoot toad), 516 nucleotides long. NCBI's taxonomy places the organism in Eukaryota, Metazoa, Chordata, Amphibia, Anura, Pelobatidae. The record is from the annotation of a GenBank genome assembly.
AUGGCGGAUGCCUCAUGUCUCCCCGAGCCUAUAGACCCACAACUAGGGGUCCUACAUAGGCUGGAAGCAAUCUUUGCCAACUUCUGGCGCAAACUGGAGGCCAGAACGCAACCGCUCAUCUCCACACAGGCAAGCAGCCUCCCUGCGAAGACACUGCCUCCAACCAGAAAGAAGGCUCAGAGGGGCAUAAUUGCAGGACAGUCCUCAUUAACACGGCAGGCAAAGCUACAACGACCCCAGCGCAAGAGGACGAAAACAGACAGGAGAUACUACAACAGACGCAGGGCACAGCGGAGAGUCAAAACCCGCCAGGCCCGUUCAACCUGCCCGACAAUGCCGAGGUACAGAUCACUGCAGAAUCCAGGCCCACGGCGGACACGAGCCCGAGAAGCAAACAGGUCACCUCAUCUGACACUCGGACACAGAAGCCCACACCGCCCCGCCGAGACGAAGAAAAGCAGGAUACUCAGGAGAGCUCCCAAGGACUGCGUCUGGCACCCAGAGGGGAUCGGAUAA